GCGAAUCUUUCCGGCCGACCGACAGGAUCCACCGCCACCGCCCCGAGCUGGACACACCCGCCGAACGGCGGUGCGAAACGGGACUGCCUAACCUACGUUUGACAGGCGUCAUAGUCUGCUCGGCCUGCUGUCGGGGCUGUGGGGUCAGUAAGGCGAGGAAAAGCAGGAGAAUUAGUUCACAGCGGCAAGGAGGGCUCCUCGGUAGCCUCCAUAUCGCGCGCAGGUGUCACAGCAGGUGUGAUCAGGAGUGAGCUGGAGUUCUAUGGUUAAGGGGUAGGCUGUCGACACCAUUCAACAUGGCAUCUAAAGUUCUUGUCAAAAUUCCAGUAAACUUUGGGUCACCGGUUGGCAAAUGCACUACAGCUGAUAUCAUAAGUGCGAGUGUUAAUGCCCGUUCUACAGGCUCUGAGAGUACAUCAUCAUCUAACAGUCCAUCUGAUUCAAUCUUAAGCAUAAGCUUUGACCCAUCUCUUCGUAUUACACAGCUUGAGCAAAACAUAAAGUUUCUUAAGGAGCAACACCAUCUCAUGCUUACAUCGUUGCACCAUGAAGUAGAGACAUUGAGGCAACGCAAUCGAGAUCUUCAAUUUCAACUUGUGUUCAGCAAAGGGUCCUUUGCACUUGUAAAAAGUACACCAUCCUCACCAGAGGAUGACUCUAAGCCUCAGGUCACUCUGAGCCCUAAACAAGUAAAUGUGUCUUCUCUUCAAGUUGAAAUUCUUGAACGGGAUCUUGCCGAGCUGCGCAGCCUUCUCAACGAAGCUAAAGCACAAAACUCUUCAUUGGAAAAUAUUAUUGAUGAGCAGAAAAAACAGCUUGAAAGCUCCAUAAAUAAACUUGUGCCAUCAUCAGAUGAUCCACCCAUAAGCUCUAUCAACCCCGAUCCUGAUUUGGCUUUUAAACUGGAAGAUGCAGAAAAAGUAAUACGUCGACUGCGCCGGGAAAAUGAUGAGCAGAGAAGAGAGCUGGCAAUGAUAAAAGCCAAUCAAAAUAAGGAUCAGGGCGCAGCAGGUGGAUCGGUUCAUCAGAGGCCCAGCAACCAGUGGUCUCAACAAUCUUAUGAACCACAGCGAGAGUAUUACAAUGAACAGCACCGUGAGUCUCGUGAACAGCGUCGCGAAUCAGCAAAAGAGACCACACAGGAUGGGCCAAGUGAUCAGCCUGAACAUCAGCAGGACGGCCCCCGAGAAGGCAGCCGCUUCCCCCCACUAAACAAUACAAAGUUUUGGCAUAACAAUGGUGGAACGCAGAGAGGAAACUCACGUUGGAAUCAUUCGUGGGACUCUGGGCGAGGUUCUGGUGGGCCACGGAUGCUAAACCAAUCCCUGCCAUCUAUUCCUGGCAUUCCCAUGAGUGGUAACUCAGCAAAUUCCCAAUCCAAUGGCAACCCCAGCAGUGCACCUUUCACCCUCCUCAGCCAUGGAGGUGGUGGAGGGCGCAGGUCACACCGUGGAAACUAUAGGGGAGACCGUAACGGGGGUGGCCGUGGGGGAAACGGUUCUGGACAAUCGGGUGGUCGCGGGCAUUGGGACCAAAGCAGAGAACAACGAGGAAGAGAUCGUGAUAGGAACAGGGACCAACAAGGUUUCAAUGAGUAAGAAACAAAAAAAAAAAAGGAAAAAAAAGAAUAUUGAUUCCUGAGAGCAGUUCUGCUUGUUACUGUUGCCAUCUCUUUGUGCCAAAACUUUAUGCGUUACUGUAACUAUUGUGGAGUUUGUAGUAAUGUCAGUAGUGACAGUAGAUUGACAUUCAAUGGCUUCUCCUUGGCUGUUUUGUAUUAAUUUUGCCUGUGGUUUCUGGAGAGAGACUACUGACAUGCCAAAGAUUGUACAACAAUUACAAUGUGAUAAUUAUUUCUGCAACUAAGUAUAGCUAAAACAGCCUGAAAAUUCUAAAUGACGUCAUAACUUUUAAUGGAUAAUUAUUAGGCAGAGAGAUGGCAACUAACCAUUGCGAAGCUUGCUUGAUUCAUCUUUUCACUUAAACCAUACCCUUGCAGACUUGUAAAUCAAUUUUGUGAUAUAUUUCUCUCUUUAAAAAAAAUUAUGCAAAACUUACUGUGAAAAAAAAUAAUUUAAAUAUAUAUUAUUAUUUGUUGUAACAAUUUAGAGAGGUUUUGAGAUGUAUUUACUCUUUCUUAUUGGUAACAUUUACAAUUUAGUAAUAUUUGCUUUAGAAGCCCAUUUUCAACAAGAAUACUCAAUUCAAUGUCAUACCUUAAAAUGACUGACGUUUUGCCAUAUAGUUGUAUCAACUUUAAGAAAUACCAUGCUACCUGGAAUUUAAAUAUUGUUUCGUGUACUUAUCUUCGGACUACAGUAGUGUGACAGCAGUUGCCAUUGUUUUUGUGAAGUUGAUUUUAAUAUGAUGUUCCUAUUUGUUUUAUUCCAUUGAACUCUUUAUGGUGUGCUGCUAUUUAAUUGUUUCUUAAUCUGCAGACUUUGCAAAGAUUGCAUUUCUUAUAUUUGUUUUUCUUUUUGCCAUGUACCCCAGAUACAUUGCCAAUGUAUCCUCAGUGUAUCAAGUCCAUAUUUUGUGGAGUCAGGUACCCUCGAAACAUAGCAAUAAGAAAGAAGCUGUUUAGAAGUUCACACUGUUUUAUCUGGGCUUAACACGCAUCAGGGGGGCGGGAGUCAACAACUACAACCUCUUUUGGCUUAAAGAUGUGUGUUGUGUUGCACUCAAUGUGUUAAGAGAUGUUACAAACCACCAACAAGAACAAGCCAACCUAAUCAGAUUUUUUUCAGGUGAAGUCAACUUUGUUUGUGUUUCUGAGUAGUUUAGUGUGCCCUUAUAGAAACUGACUCAAUAUAAUGAGGAACAAGAAAAAAUAGGGGACGAAAACUGACAACUGCAUAGCUGUGAUAAUGUAUCUAACCAAAUAAGCUUAUUGUACCAUAACUUUUAUCAUGGUGUCUAUCCAGAUUGAGUUGAAAACAGCAAAGUGAUAUAUGAUUAUACCUCAACCAACUCUAGCUCUGAGGUCAAUGUCAUAAGAACAGAGAGCCAAGGUUUUUCUAAGAUAACUCUUGCAUCUUAACAUUAGUGUUUCUCAACCAAUUGACUCCAAAAUUUUGCCAAAGAUUUGAAAAAUGUACUACAAAAACAGCAAAGUUUUUAUGAAUUUUUAGUGAAAACUGUCUGAGUAAUGCCGCAGCAUUCAAAACAUUAGGUUGUACCAACUCUAAGUUAAAGUAGAGAACACAGGUUCAAAAUGUUCAAAACUUGUAACACUUACAAUGUACAUUAUGGAAGAAGAAAAUUUUGAUAUCUGUAAUAUUCUAAUCCAAAUAUGUGUCAAGGUGUAAAAUUGAGAAAAGAUAAAAGAUCAGUCCCAUAAUUUUAGAAUUUGGCUGGUUGGAUGGAAAGAUAUGGAAAAAGCGAUGAUGCGUCCAAUCUGGAUUCUACUGCUUCAUGUCAUGUUUCUUUGCCAUCGUAGUAUUAUACAUGGUUUUGCCCUACUCAAGUUUAACUUUAAAAUAUUCCUAACCAUCAUGUAAUGCAGCAAUAGGUAAGUUCAUUGUGCUAUUACUGUGUUUCUACAUGUAUUCAUUAGUAUGUUCUCUAUACUCUUUGAGCUCUAUUGUGUACUACUUAUUGUUAGAGGUAAUGUCUACCUAUUGAAAUGCUUCAACCAUAUUAGAGCAUGCUUGUAUUUCAUUUCAAAUUGUACUUGUCGGACAAAAAAUACUUCCGAACAAAAAUGGACAUAAUGUGAUGCCAACUGUUAACUUCACUGUUGUAAACGACAAAUUUGGGUAUGUCAUGCUUUUUGUUCUUGUCAGAAAUAAUUUAAUGAAGCUAAUCUGGUGUUAUUUAUGAAAUAAAUUUGAAUGUAAGCAUGUAA
Messenger RNA from Frankliniella occidentalis (western flower thrips), 3847 nucleotides. RefSeq lists its product as uncharacterized. The coding region runs from base 297 to 1598 and encodes 433 amino acids. The transcript has 8 exons. NCBI's taxonomy places the organism in Eukaryota, Metazoa, Arthropoda, Insecta, Thysanoptera, Thripidae. The record is from RefSeq and is a predicted model, not a curated record.